This is a messenger RNA of Penicillium nucicola, 381 nucleotides long. RefSeq lists its product as uncharacterized. The coding region runs from base 1 to 381 and encodes 126 amino acids. The record is from RefSeq and is a predicted model, not a curated record. The transcript has a single exon. Lineage: Eukaryota; Fungi; Ascomycota; Eurotiomycetes; Eurotiales; Aspergillaceae.
AUGACUUUCCAAACCACCCAGAACACCUCCCCCUGGAAGUGCGACUCAUGCGGUCUGCCCGGCGUCCGCGUCUCAACAGGCUCCGCCCGCAACAGUCCCGCACACUACAAGUGCGUGCCCUGCAAUCGCUCUCUGGGCCUCUGCCCCUGCACAACGCCCGGCGCCUACACCACAUCCACAUGUCCCUGCAGCCAGAGCGACGCCGGCUCACCGGGUCUCGACGAGGUGCCGCGCGGAGUCUCGAUGCUGGCGCCGCGGAAGGGCUCGCUGAACCCUCACAACCCGGAUACCGGCUUCGAUGAGGACUGGGAGGCUAACUGCAAGCCUGGGUAUAUGGUUUCGCGAUUCAAGGCUGAGGGUCAUGAGUUGUUGUGGCAUUGA